Chelonoidis abingdonii (Abingdon island giant tortoise) is the source of this 2805-nucleotide messenger RNA. It is a transcript of the gene ADRM1, whose product is annotated as ADRM1 26S proteasome ubiquitin receptor. Gene Ontology annotation, molecular function: endopeptidase activator activity; proteasome binding. The record is from RefSeq and is a predicted model, not a curated record. Gene Ontology annotation, cellular component: cytoplasm; proteasome regulatory particle, lid subcomplex; nucleus. NCBI's taxonomy places the organism in Eukaryota, Metazoa, Chordata, Testudines, Testudinidae.
GACGCCGACGCCAAUGGCUGGCGAGGAGGAGGGCGGAGCCGAUAGUUUCUGUAGGGACUCGGAGCCGGAAGCGCUAGCUGUGAGGUGACUGAGGAAAAGCGGCAGGAUGUCUUCAGGUGCAUUGUUUCCAAGCCUGGUGCCAGGCUCCCGCGGCUCAUCCAGCAAAUAUUUGGUAGAAUUUCGGGCAGGAAAGAUGUCUCUAAAAGGCAGUACUGUAACUCCAGAUAAACGAAAAGGCCUUGUUUACAUCCAGCAAACUGAUGAUUCCCUCAUUCAUUUUUGUUGGAAGGACAGGACUUCUGGCAAUGUUGAAGAUGACUUGAUUAUCUUUCCUGAUGACUGUGAAUUUAAGAGAGUACCUCAGUGCACUACUGGUCGUGUAUAUGUGCUGAAGUUCAAGGCAGGAUCAAAGCGACUUUUCUUCUGGAUGCAGGAACCGAAGACUGAUAAAGAUGAAGAGCACUGCCGUAAAGUGAAUGAGUAUCUCAACAAUCCUCCAAUACCUGGUGCUUUGGGUGGAAGUGGAAGUGGAGGCCAUGAGCUCUCAGCAUUAGGAGGUGAAGGUGGCUUACAAAGCCUUCUUGGAAAUAUGAGCCAUAACCAGCUCAUGCAGCUGAUUGGACCAACAGGCUUAGGAGGACUUGGUGGGCUUGGUGCACUGACAGGGCCUGGCCUGGCUAGCUUAUUGGGAAGUGGGGGACCCCCAACCAGCAGCUCAUCAUCAAGUUCUCGCAGCCAAUCAGCUGCUGUAACCCCAUCUUCCACUACUUCCUCUACACGUGUCACGCCAGCCCCAUCUGCUCCUGCAGCUGCAUCUGCAUCUGCAACUAGUCCCAGCCCUGCACCAAGUUCGGGCAAUGGAACCAGCACAGCAGCAAGCCCAACUCAGCCCAUUCAGUUGAGUGACCUUCAGAACAUUUUAGCUACUAUGAAUGUGCCAGCUGGAGCAGGAGGACAGCAAGUUGAUUUGGCCAGCGUGCUGACACCUGAGAUCAUGGCUCCCAUUCUGGCAAAUGCUGAAGUUCAAGAGCGGUUGCUGCCUUAUCUUCCAUCUGGGGAAUCACUGCCGCAGACAGCAGAAGAGAUUCAGAACACUCUGACAUCUCCCCAGUUUCAGCAGGCAUUGAGCAUGUUCAGUGCUGCUUUAGCUUCAGGACAACUUGGCCCACUAAUGAGUCAGUUUGGCUUACCAGCUGAGGCAGUAGAUGCAGCAAAUAAAGGUGAUGUAGAAGCAUUUGCUAAAGCAAUGCAGAACAAUGUCAAGUCAGACCAAAAGGAGGGAGAAUCAAAGGAAAAGAAAGAUGAAGAGGAAGAUAUGAGUUUAGAUUAAAUUAUCUGCUCUCCCUUGUGAAUAGUCCUAGACAUUAACUUAAGCGGCUUCAGUAGGAUUACUAGCUAACUUCAUAUUAUCCUUAUCCUAAAUCUACAAGUAAAAGAUUUUUAUCUGCCAAACACUUUGUGGUCAUGGAGUCAUAGAGCCUUAGUGCUUUCUUGCUUCUGACUCUUCAUCCAGAGACAGUGGUUAACGGAGCUCUUUGCUUUUAAGUGAAAUUUUGGAUUAGAAUAUGGCUGGGGGGGGGGAGGGAUCUUCGAAGGCACCAAGUGAUGCCCAUGUUUGCAUUAUACAGGGGAAUUUUUCAGGCUUUUUUUUUUUUUUUUAAAAAAGGUAGAUGACUCAUGUGUCCAAAUACUUCUAGUAUGGCCAAUAUUACAGCACCUGAUAGGAGCCACAGUUCUCACAGAUUCCCAGGACAGAAGGGAGCAUUGUGAUCAUCUCCUCUGACCUGUAUUACAUAGGCCAAAGAACGUCCCCAAAAUUCCUAUAGCAGAGCUUUUAAGGGGAAAAAAAAUCCAAUCUUGAUUAAGAAAUGAGUGGUGGAGAAUCCAUCAUGACCUGUGGUAAAUUACCAUUCAACUUACACAUUAUCAGUCUGAAUUUUGUCUAGCUUCAACUGCCAACCAAGUUAUACCCUUCUCUGCUAGACUGCAGAGCCUAUUAUUAAAUAUUUGUUCCCUCUGUAAGUACUUGAAAUCACCCCUUAACUUUUUGUUUAAUUAAGCUAAAUAGAGUGAGAUCUUUGAGCCUAUUCGGCAAUUAUUUUAAUCCUUAAGUUGGGGAGGGUUGUGGGAAAAGCUAGGAGAACUACUUACUAACAUCCUUCAAGUGUGAGCACCAGAACUGAAUACAAUAUUUCAGCAGCACUCCCAAAUAUAGAUGUAACAUAACCUCUAUAUUCCUGCUUGAGAUUUCUGGUUUAUGGAUCCUGGGAGCACAUUCACUCUUUUGGCCACAGCAUCACAGUGGGAGAUUGUUUGUCCACCAUGCCCCACCACCUCUUUCACAGGAUGACUGCUUCCUAGAAGAGUGUCCCAUUGCAUAUUCUUUAUUUCCAGACGCAUACCUUUGUACCCAGUUACCAAGCAAUCCAGUUGCUCUGAAUUAGCGAUUUUUUUUUUUUCCCUCUUCAUUGUUUUACUCCAUUUUUUGUGUAAUCUACAAACUAUCAAGGACCUAGACAAAAACAAAAUGUUAAAUGGAGGCACAAGAACCAAUCCCCGUGUAACCCCACUAGAAACAGCCCUAGUUCAUGAUGAUUCCAUAUUUAUAGAGACCUAUCAGCCAGUUUCAAAUGUCACCUUAAUUUUAUAUCAUUCUAGUUUUUUUUUUUUAAUUACCGUGUCAUGCUGCACCAACUCAAAUGGAUUACAGAAGUUUGUGUGUGUGUAUAUAUAAUUUAUAAUUGGACAAGAUCUAUUCUGUCAACUCAUUGAUUUGCAUUAAUUAUAUCACCCUCCUUGAAUUCA